GACGUAGUGGCGUCGCUACCUGCCUCUCUGCUGGGGGUUAGGGCGUACAUUUAGAAACCACGCGGGAGUGUGUGGCGUCCCGGCUGCUAGCGGCUCGUGCUUUCCUCUCGGUCUGCGUCGCUGAAUGUGUUGUCUCCGUUCCGCCCCUUCCGGGAGAGGGAAGAGGAGCAAUUCUCAGGGGAUAGAGUUGGAGCCCCUGAAGGAGAGGGAGCAACCGAGGGGCUUUAGAGCGCUUGAGGACAGGGUUGUGACCCGGAAUUGGGGGAGUGGCUGAGAGAGGAGGGUCCCUGCAGGCAGGGUCGGAAUCCGCUGGGAUCAGGGCUGGUUCCGAGAAGGGCCUGGGGUAGCCGCGCGAUGUUCCGGGCCCGGUGCCUCCUCAGAGCCCUGCGCUUCUGUUCCUCCGCUCCCUGCCCGAGACACAAGCCUUCGGCCAAACUGAGCGUGCGGGACGCUCUCGGGUGCCGGAACACGAAUGGGGAGCGCAUUAAGGUUCAGGGAUGGAUUCGUUCAAUUCGAUCCCAGAAGGAAGUCUUGUUCCUGCAUGUAAAUGAUGGGUCAUCUUUGGAAAGCCUUCAGGUUGUAGCAGAUUCAAGCUUCGACAGUAGAGAACUGGCUUUUGGGAGUUCUGUGGAAAUUCAAGGGCAGCUAGUAAAAAGUCCAUCCAAAAGGCAAAAUGUGGAACUGAAGGCAGAGAAAAUUGAAGUCGUUGGACAUUGUGAUGCCAAGGCUUUCCCUUUUAAAUAUAAAGAGAGGCAUCCUCUGGAGUAUCUGAGACAAUAUCCUCACCUUAGGUGUAGGACCAAUGUUCUGAGUUCUAUACUGAGGGUUCGCAGUGAAGCCACAGCUGCUAUUCAUUCUUUCUUUAAGGACAGUGGCUUUGUGCAUAUUCACACUCCAAUAAUCACAUCCAAUGACUGUGAGGGGGCUGGAGAACUUUUUCAAGUUGAGCCUUCAAAAAAAAUUAAGGUACCUGAGGAGAAUUUCUUCAAUGUUCCUGCUUUCUUAACUGUUUCGGGACAACUUCACCUAGAAGUGAUGUCAGGAGCAUUUACUCAAGUGUUUACCUUUGGUCCAACAUUUCGAGCAGAGAAUUCUCAGAGCCGGAGACACCUGGCAGAGUUUUAUAUGGUAGAAGCAGAGAUUUCUUUCAUUGAGAGCCUUCAAGAUCUCAUGAAGGUUAUGGAGGGGCUCUUCAAGUCUGCAACAUUGACGGUUCUCUCCAAUUGUCCUGAAGAUGUUGAACUCUGUCAUAAAUUCAUAGCUCCUGGCCUAAAGGACAGAUUAGAACACAUGCUGAAAAACAAUUUUUUAAUCAUUUCUUACACUGAAGCAGUAGAGAUUUUAAAGCAAGCAUCCCAGAACUUCACCUUCACCCCAGAGUGGGGUAUUGAUCUACAUACUGAACAUGAGAAGUACCUGGUGAAGCACUGUGGCAACAUACCAGUCUUUGUCAUUAAUUACCCAUUAGCACUCAAGCCUUUCUACAUGAGGGAUAAUGAAGAUGGCCCUCAACACACAGUUGCUGCUGUUGAUCUUCUGGUUCCUGGAGUUGGAGAGCUCUUUGGAGGAAGCCUCAGGGAGGAACGGUACCGUUUCUUAGAGCAGCGACUGGCCAGAUUAGGACUGAUAGAAGCCUACCAAUGGUAUCUGGACCUUCGUCAGUUUGGAUCUGUGCCACAUGGAGGUUUUGGGAUGGGAUUUGAACGCUAUCUGCAGUGCAUCUUGGGAAUUGACAAUAUCAAAGAUGUUAUCCCUUUUCCAAGAUUUACUCAUUCCUGUCUUUUAUAGCUGGAAGACUGGUUAAGGAGAAUCACCCUGAGACAGAGAUACUGCACAUGAAUGUGCAUACAGGAGAAUAUAUGUUUGAAUUUUAGAAAUGCAGUUUUUAAAAUGUAAUUGCCAUGCCAUAACAUAUAAUAUAUGAAAAAUAGAAAUGACCAUGAUUUUCUUAGAAAGUUGAGGGCAUUUCAUGGAAAGAUGAACUCUCUCAAAAAGAGGUACUUAUAGCAGGUAGAAUCUCAAAUCUAUUGUAUUAAUUAAGAAGAAAUAAAGAAAUUUAACUAUAUGGUCUCAAAGGUCCUUUAAAACUCUAAAACAGAAUGAGAUAUAUGUUUUACUUUAUCUUUAGCUCAAAGACAAAUGAUUAGAUCACUACAUUGUGUGACCUCUGAGAAACAACUAGUAGCUAAAAAUAAAAUGUUGUUGGAUCUUUUCUCCCUUGCCAUUGAACCUGUGAUAAAUGCCCAGCUUAUUCUUGGUGCUUUAAUAAACUUUACAUAAGAAAAUA
Messenger RNA from Pteropus alecto (black flying fox), 2287 nucleotides. It is a transcript of the gene NARS2, whose product is annotated as asparaginyl-tRNA synthetase 2, mitochondrial. Lineage: Eukaryota; Metazoa; Chordata; Mammalia; Chiroptera; Pteropodidae. Gene Ontology annotation, biological process: asparaginyl-tRNA aminoacylation. The record is from RefSeq and is a predicted model, not a curated record. Gene Ontology annotation, molecular function: ATP binding; asparagine-tRNA ligase activity; nucleic acid binding. The coding region runs from base 355 to 1788 and encodes 477 amino acids. Gene Ontology annotation, cellular component: mitochondrion. The transcript is spliced from 14 exons.